AUGAAGUUUUCCAUACCCACAUUAAUCACUGUCUUAUCCUCAAUAAUAGCAGUGGAUGCUACUUGUGAAUUCUCCGGAGGCAACUACUAUUGUUCAGAAUCUAAAAAGGUUGUUUAUAAAGGUAUUGGGUUUGCUGGAAGUUACCAAGAUGUAACUUAUAUGGAUGAAACUACAGGAAGCUGUCAUCAACAGAGCUAUUCCUUUUCCGGUAACUUGUCUCCCUUGGACGAAGAAUUAUCUGUCCAUUUUAGAGGCCCUUUGAAAUUAUUGCAAUUUGGUGUUUACUAUCCAAGUGGUGAUAAGCACAAAAGGAAUAAUCGCCGUGAUGAAGAAAAUUGUAGUGUGCAGCAUGUUCAUCAUAAGCAUAAAAGAGCUACUGAGAUUGUCGAAGUAACUCAAACUGUCUAUGUCGAUUCAAAUGGUAAUCUAGUCACAACUGAAACUCCUGUAGCUGAGCUGCAUCCUGAAACAAGUGCGGCGCAAGAACCAGUACAAGUCCAAGAACCAGUACAAGAACAGGCGCCACCUCCUCCUCAAGGAACCACUUCAGUCACAGCCCUUGCAGGUGAGGGAAAAGCAUACAGACCAAUCUCAACAUUGUCAGCACCAACUACAACUUCAUCCGUCGAAGCAACUAGUACUGCCACGGCAGAUGGCGCAUGGUCAAGAGACUCCUAUUAUACUCCAGGAAAUACCGAUAACUGUGUGUUUUUGAAUUACCAUGGUGGUUCCGGCUCCGGUGUUUGGUCAGCAGCAUUUGGAAACUCUCUUUCUUAUGCCAACCUGGAUAAUUCGGGAGCCUCAUCAUCCCCCGUCGCUUUGGAAGAGAUCACCAUUGGUUCGAAUAAAGAAUUUGUUAUUAUGUCAGGUCAACAAUGCUCUGGUAGCUCAUGUGGCUACUAUAGACCAGGAUCAGUGGCACACCAUGGUUUUGGCGGAAAUGCUAAAAUUUUUAUUUUUGAAUUUGAAAUGCCUAGUGACAACUCAGGAUCAGGAUUCAAUGUAGACAUGCCUGCUGUUUGGAUGCUUAAUGCUAAGAUUCCAAGAACUUUACAAUAUGGAGAUGCCUCAUGUUCAUGUUGGGCAACUGGUUGUGGAGAAUUGGACUUGUUUGAAAUUUUAACCGCUGGCUCAAAUAAAAUGAUUAGUCACUUGCACGAUGGACAAGGUGCUGCUAAACAGCAAACAAAUAUUGGUGGUGGUGGUUCACAAGAUUAUUUUGCUAGACCUGUAUCAGGAUCUUUUAAAGCCGCAGUGAUUUUCCUUGGUGAUGAGAUCCAUGUCGUUCAAGUUGAUGACAGUACUGUGUUUGGAUCUUCCUUAGACGAAGCCACUGUUAACUCAUGGCUACAGCAACCAGGCUCUCUUGCUACCCUUGGUUAUUAA
Messenger RNA from Lodderomyces oxycetoniae, 1386 nucleotides. It is a transcript of the gene TOS1, whose product is annotated as Tos1p. The transcript has a single exon. NCBI's taxonomy places the organism in Eukaryota, Fungi, Ascomycota, Pichiomycetes, Serinales, Debaryomycetaceae. Bases 1 to 1386 code for a protein of 461 amino acids. Gene Ontology annotation, cellular component: fungal-type cell wall. The record is from RefSeq and is a predicted model, not a curated record.